This is a messenger RNA of Dromaius novaehollandiae (emu), 1518 nucleotides long. It is a transcript of the gene LAPTM4A, whose product is annotated as lysosomal protein transmembrane 4 alpha. The record is from RefSeq and is a predicted model, not a curated record. Bases 114 to 803 code for a protein of 229 amino acids. Lineage: Eukaryota; Metazoa; Chordata; Aves; Casuariiformes; Dromaiidae. The transcript is spliced from 7 exons. Gene Ontology annotation, cellular component: lysosomal membrane.
UGGCGGUGACGCAGCAGCGGGGGUUUUACGGCCCGCAGCUGGAGGGGGAAGUGGCUGGAGACGACGAGCGGCUGGCCUGGAGGAGGGAGGCCGGAGGCGGCGUCGCCGCGACCAUGACGUUCAAGCGGAGUCGCGACCGGUUCUACAGCACCCGUUGCUGUGGCUGCUGCCAUGUGCGGACCGGCACCAUUAUCCUAGGCACCUGGUACAUGGUGGUGAACUUGCUGAUGGGCAUCUUGCUGACUGUAGAAGUGACUCAUCCAAAUAUAGUGCCAACUGUUGAUAUCCAGUAUGAGGUCAUCGGAAAUUACUAUGCUUCUGAGAGAAUGGCUGAAAAUGCCUGCGUUCUAUUUGCAAUCUCCCUCCUCAUGUUCACAAUCAGUGCAAUGAUGGUGUACGGUGCAAUUGCUCAUCGUGUGGGCUGGCUGAUCCCAUUCUUCUGUUACCAGCUCUUUGACUUUGUGCUCAGUUGUCUGGUUGCCAUCAGUUCUCUUACAUACUUGCCCAGAAUCAAGGAUUACCUGGAUCAGCUGCCAGAUUUCCCUUACAAAGAUGAUCUCCUUGCACUGGACUCCAGCUGUCUCUUGUUUGUUGUUCUGGUGUUUUUUGCUUUAUUUAUCAUUUUGAAGGCAUAUCUAAUUAACUGCGUAUGGAACUGCUAUAAAUAUAUCAGCAACAGAAAUUUGCCAGAGAUAGCUGUGUACCCUGCUUUUGAAGCUCCUCCACAGUAUGUUCUGCCAACCUAUGAAAUGGCAGUGAAGAUGCCUGAGAAGGAACCUCCACCUCCUUACAUACCUGCCUGAAGAAACUUACAUUAAUUAACAUCUGUACCAGCUUCUUGGGAGUUUUGUCUUUUAAUCUUGCAAAACUGCUUAAGUAAUAGAAAUAUUCAGGGCUUUAGGAGCAAACUGUUCUGUUUAAAAUAUGUUUGAUAUAAACUUACUAAGCAAAACACAUCUGGGAAUGAUUUUCUGUUUGCUUUAUUUUUUUUGUUCUCCUUAAUGCUCUUAAAUGUUACUGCCUUAGGGCCUUACAGUGCAAGAACUUAUGCAUGUGACUAACUUUUGGCUUUUAAUAAUAUCAAUUGAGCCAGUCCAUGAUGACAGUUAGCUACGAACAUAAGUGUCUGCAGGAUCGUGCCCUUAAUUUAUAUUAAUUUUUUUGUAAAGUAGUUCAUGAAGACAAUCUGAUCGUGCAGCAAAAUGAGUUAGCCUUUAUCCACUCUUUGGAGGGGGAGGGGGUUUGAAUGUGGUAUAUACAUGAUUUUUGGUUUUUUUACUUUUUACUUUGCACUUUUCUCAUAUGUUAUCUUACUUUAUUGUGGGUUUUUUUGUUAUUGUAUGUCUUGAAACAUAGUAUUUUUCAGGGAGAAGUGAGUUUGGCACAGGAGUUGUAUUACAGGGUGCUGCAAGUGCAAGAAAAACAUCAAAAUGUGGAAGAUGGUUGCAUGCCUCUAAUCUUAUGUAUUUUUCUCUUUGUGAUAAAUGAUACUUAAAUAAAUCUUUUAUGAAAUGUUUA